Messenger RNA from Ectocarpus siliculosus, 3767 nucleotides. The record is from the annotation of a GenBank genome assembly. NCBI's taxonomy places the organism in Eukaryota, Phaeophyceae, Ectocarpales, Ectocarpaceae.
AUGGUGGUCAUCUUGCAAGGAGUGUGGGACGAAGGAUUCGAGAACGAAGAGAGAGAAGGAGAACAAAAGGAGGAAGAAUUUCCCCGCAAGGAGUUUUACCGCCCGUGCCUGUCCUGCUUCGCGGUGCUUUCCCUGGCUGCCGCCGUUCAGUGCGUCGCUCCUCGUCUUGGCGAGUUCCUUCUGUGCCAGCUCGACGACGUCCGCUUGCUGCGUCGUGGCAGCGUCGACCGCCGCUGCGAGCGCUGGGGGUGGAAAACGGCGAAAGAGUGCCUCGCCACCUCCCUCGUCUUCGGGCUGUGCAUCACGGCGGCGGUGGUGUCAGGCGGCGGGGCGUUGCUUCUGGGCCUUGGCAUGACCCACAGCGUCGUCUCCGCCGGCCGCGAAGCGGUCCCGGUGAUCCGCAAGGGCUGGCUGAGGCGGAGGAUGAGCCGGGGGGGGGGGCACGCCUCCUCGGCCGCGGCGCCGUCCUCGUCGUCGUCGCCGGCGGCGCAAGGCUCAGGCUUGUCUCUGCGUGGGGUCCUCGCCUCGAUCAGGUCCGGCCCGACGCGCGUCGUCUGCUCCCCUGUCGUGCUGCCCGCCUUCGUGCUCUGGAUGACCUAUAGCACGAUCUGCUCGUGGCCGAAGGAGUGCACGGAACGGCUGGCGUUUCUGCUGGAGGUGCUGGCGGCGACGGUUUGCACCAUGCACCUCGCCCGAGCCCCGGCCGCGGCCGCGGCGGUGGCGGCUGAAAACGACCCGCGGUCUUCAUCGACCCGGCACGGCAACGAAGCGGUAUUAUUAGUAGAGGGGGGGAGCGCAGUCGUAGCGACGAAGUGGAUCAGCAGGGCCCUCGUGUGCGCCUGCGCCGUGGCCGCGUGGGCAUUUCUCCUGCUGUGUUGUCUCGUCGUCUUCGGCCGCCGGGAGAGCUCUGAAGGGAUCCUGGUUGCUGUGCUCGUCGUCACGGCCGUCGCCCUGCGCAGCCCCCGCGAGAAGUCCUGGCGCGGCUUGAUGCUUGCGUUUUGGGUGGCCCUGCUUGCCGUCCUCCUCAACGCCGCCGCGCUGAAGCUGUUGCAGCAGAACAAGGUGUUUCACCGGGUGUUUUCCGACGAAGGGGGAAGGGGUUCCAGGGCCCCGUCUUACCUCGCCAUUCUCAGGGCGACGGCUCAGCUCCGAGAGGAGAGGAACGUUGCGAUGUGGACGGUCUGCUCCUCGUCGGUGGCGGAGAAUGCUCCUACGCGCCCUUGUCCCGUCCUUGGCUUCCUUGCGACAGGAGCAAUCCUAGGCCCCUCCGGGAUCAGCGUCAUCAAGGACCUGAACGAGCUCGACACGCUGGGAGAGCUUGGCAUCAGCUUCUUGCUGUUCGAGCAAGGCCUAGAGCUCAGCCUCGACAGGCUCAAGGCGUUGAGCAAGUACGCGUUCGGGCUGGGCACGGCACAGGUUUUGCUGUGCACGCUGGCUUUCGCCGCAUUUCCGUUUCUGGGAGGAGUCGACGUACUAGAGGUGGUCUUCCACUCGCCCGCGGAAUUGGUGAGCAUCCGUCGAGUGGACGAGGCCGUGGUGAUCGGGGCGGCUCUGUCCCUCUCGAGCUCGGCGUUCGUGCUAAAGAUCUUACAGGAAAAGGGGCAGAAGGCGGCGCGGUUCGGGCGGGCGGUCCUCGGCAUCCUUCUCCUGCAGGACAUCGCAGUCGUGCCGCUGCUCGUGCUCCUCCCCAUCAUCGAGACGCAGGGGGGUACCGACACGGCGCUUUCGGAGCAGCUGCUGCUGGUUGCCCUUACGGUGGCCAAGGGUGUUGGCGGCCUGGGCGGCAUCCUGGUGGCCGGGCGAUUCCUCCUCCGGCCCUUGUUUGACGUGGUGGCGGGCGCCAGGAGCUCGGAAACGUUCGUCGCUCUCUGUCUCCUUGUGGCGCUCGGGAUGGGCCAGCUGACGGAGGCGAUCGGUCUUAGCACCACCCUGGGGGCCUUCGCCGCAGGCACCCUGCUCGCGGAGACCAACUACCGCACCCAGGUGGAGGCCAACAUCGCUCCCUUCCGGGGACUGCUACUGGGGCUAUUCUUCACCACCACAGGCGCGACGGUAGACCCCAUGCUGUUGGUCGAGCAGUGGCCGACGGUGACGGGGCUGCUGUUGGGUCUGGUGACCUUCAAGAGCAUCAUCAUUUCAUCCGCCAGCCUCGGGUUCGGCCUGUCCGCGCCGGAGGCGGCGAAGACGGGGCUCAUACUCUCAGGAGGGGAAAGGUUCCGUUUGGGGGCCUGUCCCCCUCCCCGCCCCCCGGGGGCUUGGCCGAAAAGGCCAAAAGGGUUUUCCACGGAGGCGGGGGGGUCCCGAUGGGGCCCCCCCCCCCCCCGGUGGAGCGAGAUAAGCAUCCGUCUGGGGUCAGAGCUCUUGGAGAGCUUUGGUGUGGCCAGGUCGGACGACGUGCAGAGCGCCAAGACCGACCUCCGAAAAACCUUGGUCGAGCUUGCGCGAAAAGGAGACGUCAAGGGGGACUUCUCACAGAGGUUCACGCCGGCGAUGCUGAGCGUGAAGCGGGACGUUGCCCUUAAGGGCGUCCCGCCCCCCGGGCAGCCGUUCCCCAAGGACGCCAAGAAGCUAGGCGUAGAUGUGUGCCUGCUUCCCCCACACGACGGUGAGGAGGGCGAGGACAACGACUUGGUCGACGGUCUGCCUACGGCAGAGGACGUGGCGGCAGCAACGGCGGUGUCCAACGCGCUGCUGGGAGAUGUCAUCAACGGGGGAGACGUGGUUAGUGAAGGAGGGGGGGGGGGUGGCGUGGCGGCGGGGGCGGCGGCGGCGGCAAAUACUGCCUCGAGCGAACAACCCUAGACUCCUUGCCCCCCUGUCUUUUUUCGUGGAGCGGCGUAGUGCUGGCUGUAUCGUGAUUUGUUGUGGCUUGUGUUUUAGCAGGACUAACAAGAUGAUGAAGGGUAGCCCGCCGUCUAGUGCAGGAGGAGUACUUCGUUGGACAUGAAACUAGUUUGUACUUGGUAUUCUAUUCUCAAGAGGCACCGAUGGCUGCGAGACAUCGUAUGGACGAAAGAUAUCAUACGGAUGCCCCCAACAGUUUUUUAUAUAUGCAUACCAUGUGUUUCUCUACAUCGUGCGCCGUGUGAAGCUGGGCCAUUGCUUGCGUGUACCGUCCCGUCCGGUUCCGUUCCGUGCACUAGUUGGGGGUCGCCGUUGCCCGAAGUCAGCGUGCCUCUCCGGCCGCAGUCUAGUCUGUUGCGGCCCACGCGUUGUUAUCUAUGUAGCACAAGGGGCGGAGCGAUGCCGUUUUUUUUGUUUUUUUUUCAAGUCUUACUGUCGUCCCCCGUUCCGAAUUGAUUUUUUCCUGUAUUGAGAAGCACCCCCCCGUCUGAAUUAUUCCUGUAUUGAGAAGUAAAAGGAGGAGAAAGAACGAACAAGAGAGAUUGUCCGUGGUUGUCAUAGAGCGCGAGUGAGCGCAUUUUUCUUUUUUUUCUGUUUUGUCGUGAGAUGGCAGGGGACCAACGGACACGGACACUUACAAUAGCGCGCAACUCGCGAUGAAGAUGAAGUAAGACGUCGCGGGCCCGCCGGCCAAGCAAGCGUAGCAGGAUCGAUUUUUGUUGUGAGUGCUUUAGGCCCACCUUUCGCUGCCCGUUUUUUCUUCUUUUUUGUGUUCGCGUCCGUAAGCCAUGUAGUGGCGAACUCUUCUCUGCCCACAAGUGUGUAGCCGUACCCUUUUUUCGGUCCGUGCCGGCUACAACCAAGAGCACCGUUGUCCUGCAACGCCAUUUAGUAGGUUGUGUGGUUCGCUUUGGUGUGUGUAG